Dermatophagoides farinae (American house dust mite) is the source of this 1993-nucleotide messenger RNA. The record is from RefSeq and is a predicted model, not a curated record. Lineage: Eukaryota; Metazoa; Arthropoda; Arachnida; Sarcoptiformes; Pyroglyphidae.
CCGUCGAAACCAUUUCGACCAGAUACCUGAUACUUUGCUCGUUCAAAAGAAUGUAAAUGGAAAAGCUUAGUUAUCAACCGAAAUGAUGAUUGGAAAUUAUUACAUUCGCUUUAUUCGAUUUGCUUUUCGAUUUUUUCACUUUCUCAUUUUUUUUUCUCUCUCUCCUUGCAUCCCAUCCUCAUCUAUCAUGUUAGUAUCAGGAGUUUAUAUUUAUACAUCUAAUCUGUCAACACGAUCAUCAAACAACAACAAUGAAUGCAGACCAUAACGAUGAUCAUGAUGAUGAGCAAACAUAUAACACUCUCAUCUUACAGUAUCAAUUCAAAGUGAAUGCAUUUUGUGCAGCCACCAUAUUUAUGGCCGGUAAUGGUAUUUAUUUGGUGGCUAAAAAUCAAUCCAUUCAACGAACAUUAUUGGCCAUUUUGGAUCAAUGGAAUGAACAUUCGUCGAAAAUUCCAUUGAUGAUCGAGAGCAUUGAAAAACUAUACGUAGGCUAUCACAUUAAUCAACUUUGUCAACAAUUGGCACAUAAAUUGGAACGAAUUCUUAAACUCGACACCAAUGAACAGCAUAAGGAAAUGUUUUCAUUUUGUUUCAUCCUGUAUCGAGAUAAAUUAGUCUAUAAAUAUGAAAGCAGCACCAGGGUUCGAUUAAAACCGAGUGAUUUAUGCAUGAUAAUGUUGCUUGCUUGUGAUAUACAAAACGAUUCUAAUCGAAUACAUACAAUGGAAUCACAGCGUCUAAUAUUUCUGCAAUCAUCAUCAUCAUACAUACCUAUUCCACAUGUGUACAGAAAAAUUGUGAUCAACAAAGAUCUGUACGUGAUCUGUUUGAGCGAACUUUCUUCAUUGUUGCUCAUUUCCUUGCCUUCUUUAAUCAAUUCUGUGACCGGAUACCGUACGACCGUUACCGAAUGGCCACACAAUUCGAAACGUUCCAUUGAUUAUCUAAUCAAAUGUAUACGUAGUAUGGACCAAUAUAUGUGCAGAAACUUUGAUGAAACGCUUCCACGACGACAGCAUCUGUUCAAUAUGGAUUCAUUGGAGAAUCUAAAUCGCUUGGCCAAAAAAGCGCAUAGCCGUCGAUCUAGUCAAACUGAUCCGUUGAUUCGUGAACAAACAGAUCGAAUAUUCUCGGUAUUGAUGGACAAUCUUCAUCAAACAUAUGAAAAAGUAUUCAAAACACUACAUGGCCAGAUUGAUGAUUCCAAUCAAUUGGUUGUAGACCGCAAACAUCAACUAAGUCAAAUCAUUUCGAAUCAAAUUGAUCAAAUGGUUAAUCUAGAAAGCUGUCUAGACUUUAUCCGACUAAAAUAUUCCAGUAAUGUGACUUUAUUGAAUAACCUACAAGGUUUACAAGUGUAUAACAAUCUAUUGGCUUUCAUACUGGUCGAUCGGAUAGAAAAUCACUUCCUUCAAGACUAUCGUCGCGUCAUCCAGGCUGAUAUUCAAAUACUUUAUAGCCAUCUAUUACAAGGUGCCUAUUGUCGAGCAAUACAACAGAAUCAAAAUAUAGUAUUCUGGCGGCAUCUUCAAUUUCAUUUUGUCUAUGCUUGUUGGUCAGAUCGAACACGAUCAUCCAUUCACGAGAAUUCACGAGAAACCGUUAAUACUUCUACUAUUAAAAUGGUCGAAAAUACAGCCAAAUAUCAUCAAAUGGAUCGAUAAUAAAUCAAGAAUCUAAUAGUACAAGUAAAAAACUCAUUGUUCAUUGGCAAAACAAGUCAAUUAAUGAAUGGUUACAGCAUGGACAUGUCACGAAAGAAUUUUUCGCCAUUUUAGAUGGUCAAUGUAACCAAUUCAGUGAUAAUACUUCAGCCAAUGAAUGGCAGAAUUUUCUAUUUAACAUUGUCACGAAAAUUGAGAAUUAUAUUCAAUGAUGAUAAAAAGUUUCAUAUUUAAUGUAAAUAUAUCAAUUGGAAGCAAAAAAAAAUCGACAGACAAACAAGCAAAAAAAUGAAGAAAAGCAAUAAAUAAUAAGUCGUAACAGAUUC